Nicrophorus vespilloides is the source of this 1780-nucleotide messenger RNA. RefSeq names its product GDP-Man:Man(3)GlcNAc(2)-PP-Dol alpha-1,2-mannosyltransferase. The transcript is spliced from 4 exons. Gene Ontology annotation, cellular component: endoplasmic reticulum membrane. Gene Ontology annotation, molecular function: GDP-Man:Man(3)GlcNAc(2)-PP-Dol alpha-1,2-mannosyltransferase activity. Gene Ontology annotation, biological process: protein N-linked glycosylation. NCBI's taxonomy places the organism in Eukaryota, Metazoa, Arthropoda, Insecta, Coleoptera, Silphidae. The record is from RefSeq and is a predicted model, not a curated record. The coding region runs from base 164 to 1615 and encodes 483 amino acids.
CAUCGAUCAACCCUUGCUAUCAGCUGUUAGGCUUUGGCAGACGUCGGUACUUUGCUCCUGUUUUCAUCAGCAAAUACACAAACAAUUCCAACGAUAGGCCAAUAAGAAUCUCCGGGAAAGCUUCUAAAUUCCAGUUCGACCAAAUCGCAUCGUCAAUUCCAACAUGAAGGAGAUAAUUUCAUUCAUGUUCGAGACUUUCCUCACACUGAAAAUGUUGCUCGUUCUGUUUCUCUGCAUACUGACAAUCUUAACUAUUGUUGUACCCGCAAUGCUAGUGUUGCUGAGACUCAAAUACUGCAUAUACAAAGCAAAGGCGAAUCCCAAGAAGCUCAAGGUGGCUUUCUUCCAUCCGUACUGCAAUGCUCUAGGUGGUGGAGAGAAAGUGCUUUGGGUGGCGAUACAAACACUCCAGAAGAGGUAUCCAACUGCUGAGAUCUCUGUCUUUACCGGGGACGUCGAGGCAACGCCCUCCGAGAUUCUGCAGAGAGUCGCCAGUAAUUUGAACGUUAAGGUUGACCCGAAAGUCAAGAUUGUUUAUCUGCACAAGAGGUCGGGUUUGGAGGCGGCCAGAUAUCCGAUACUGACGCUUCUCGGACAAGCUUUGGGAUCGAUAUGUUUGGCCUUCGAGGCUCUGGGACAACUCAAUCCGGACAUCUUCAUCGAUACCACCGGGUUCUCCUUCACCCUCCUGGUGUUCAAGGUCAUCGCUGGAUGCAAGACCGCGUCCUACGUUCAUUAUCCGACAAUAACCACAGAUAUGAUCGAGAAGGUCUCUAGUCGUAGAUCCAUGUACAAUAAUCGAAGCUACAUCGCCAAAAGCCCUUUCUUAACAUACGGAAAACUGGUUUAUUACAGAAUGUUCGCUGCGGCCUACUCGUUCGCCGGGCAAUUCUGCGAUUUGACCAUGGUGAACUCGACUUUUACCAUGGAACAUUUGACCGUCCUUUGGAAUAAACCCAUGCAUCUGAUCUAUCCUCCUUGCGACGUAAGUCAUCUGGUGAAGCUACCCAAGGAUGAAGCUAAGAAGGCGAACAUCCGGAUACUCUCCCUCUCUCAAUUCCGUCCCGAAAAGGAUCAUCCGUUACAGCUGCAAGCUCUGUACGAGCUUCGCGAAUUGAUUCCAGACCAACUCUUCGCCAACGUGACUUUGGUGAUGUGCGGCGGCUGCCGCAACGAGGACGACAAGAAGCUCGUCAAGGAUCUCGUCGAUCUCAGCAAGCAUCUCAGCUUGGAGAACAACGUCGAGUUUAAGGUGAACAUAAGCUAUCAAGAUCUGCUCAAAGAACUGGAGUACGCUCAGAUCGGCAUACACACCAUGAUCGACGAGCAUUUCGGGAUCAGCGUCGUCGAGCAGCUGGCCGCCGGUCUGAUGACCGUCGCUCACAGAUCGGGUGGUCCUCUUCUGGAUAUUAUCGAGACUUCGGAAGGAUCCAGAUUGGGUUUCUUGGCUGUCACUCCAUUGGAAUACGCUCACACUUUGAAGACUAUCCUGGAGAUGGAAGAGGUGGCGAUUAUGGGUAUCAGGGAGAGGGCCAGAGCCUCCGUGGAUCGCUUCUCCACCAAGAAAUUCGAAGCAGAGAUCUUGAGGGCCGUGGAGCCGCUCUUCCAAUAUUGAGACUUCAAUUUCUUUUUACACACUGUUAUUUUCUAAAUGUAAUUUAUAUAAUUUAUUAGCUUUGGAAUGCAUGCAUGUUUUUUUUUCGCUACCUUCCAACGACUGUAUUUAUUUCCAGUUUUGUAUAUCUUUUUAAAAAAUGUAAUGGAAACUAUAUAAAUCGAA